Petromyzon marinus (sea lamprey) is the source of this 2688-nucleotide messenger RNA. Lineage: Eukaryota; Metazoa; Chordata; Hyperoartia; Petromyzontiformes; Petromyzontidae. The record is from RefSeq and is a predicted model, not a curated record.
AAGGGAACGUGCUGACGUCACCACGCAAACGACCGUGGUGACGUCAUGGCUACAAGGCCCAAUGCAGGCAGCGCCGCACGAGUGCACUGUACCAGGGUGGGUGACUCCAGCUCACUGUACACGCCUCACCGCUUUUUCUAAAGUUAGCGCUGACCCUUAGCGCUGACACUUAGCGCAACUCUCUCGUUACUGCGUUGUGGUCAUUGUAAUCAUCAUUGUGGCGGUGGCGCUGGUAAAGAUUAACAAGGACUACUCUGGAGUUCUGCGCAGGAUACGGUGAGCGAUGAUGGAUCCAUUCCACGAAUCUCUGGGUGAUCGUGAUCCCACCGGAUCGACUCCCGAUCCUGCUCCCAGUGUCUCCCACUCCACGCUCCAAGCAUCGGAAUCCAUCCCGGGAUUUCCACCUCAUCCUGCUCCAAGUGUCUCCCACUCCACGCUCCAAGCAUCGGAAUCCAUCCCGGAAUUUCCACCUCAUCCUGCUCCAAGUGCCUCCCAAUCCACGCUCCAAGCAUCGGAAUCCAUCCCGGGAUUUCCACCUCAUCCUGCUCCAAGUGUCUCCCACUCCACGCUCCAAGCAUCGGAAUCCAUCCCGGGAUUUCCACUUCAUCCUGCUCCAAGUGUCUCCCACUCCACGCUCCAAGCAUCGGAAUCCAUCCCGGGCUUUCCGCCUCCUCAUCAUCCUCCUCAGAACUCCGGGAAUUCUGGAAACUCCAUGUCUUCCGGACUUAAGAUUCCAGAUUAUCCAAAGGGUCCAGGCCCUUCUGUGGGUGAUGGACAGGAAUCGGGGAAUCCCGAUAUUGCCGAUGAGAAAAGUGGUAAUUCUGCCGAGAUUCCAGAAUCUGGGAAUGUGGCACAGGGACUCCCAUAUUCCCAUGAUCGGGAUUCUGAAACUUGUGAGAAAAUGGAUGUCAAUAAUUUAGAGUUUCAGGAAUCUGGGAAUGCUGUAGACCCAGGACAAAGCAAUUCCAGUUAUCAGGAAUCUGGGAAUUCUGAAGAACUGGGACAUAGGAAUUCUGGUUAUCAGGAAUCUGGGAAUUCUGAAGAUCUGGGACAUAGGAAUUCUGGUUAUCAGGAAUCUGGGAAUUCUGAAGAACCGGGCGUUGAGAAUCCCGGCAGUGGGAAAUCUGGGAAUGCUGAGGAUCGGGAGUCUGGGAAUGUGGAAGAUCAAGGAAGCAUGGAGGUUGGAGACUUCUAUGGUGAGGCCUGCAGCCUGUCCUCACCGCCACGCCUCCUGGCCCACUCCACCUCGGAGUUUGCUUCCUCACCCGACAAUUUCCUCAAGGGCUGCCUCUGGGCCCCGGACGGAACUUGCUUCCUGACCAGCAGCGAGGAUAACACGCUGAGAGUUUACAACCUCCCACUCACCACCACCACCACCACCACACUCCAGCCUGAACAGAUGGCCCCUGCUCUGCACAUGCACGAGGCUGAGAGUGUCUAUGACUUCUGCUGGUACCCGCUCAUGAACUCCUACGACCCUGCAUCGUGUGUGCUGGCGAGCACGAGCCGAGACAACCCCAUCCACAUGUGGGACGCGUUCACGGGCCAGCUGCGAGCGUCAUACCGAGCCUACGACCACCUGGACGAGCUGGAAGCGGCACGCUCGCUCUGCUUCUCCCCCGACGGGCAGCACUUGGCGUGUGGCUUCCCCCGCUCGCUGCGUCUCUUCUCCACGGGGCGGCCCGGACGCGACUGUGAGGAGAGGAAGACCAGCGCAGCGGGCGGUGUGGGCCUGGCGGGGAUUGUGUCGUGCGUCUGCUACGACCCCACGGGCUACGUGUUGGCCUGCGGCUCGUACGGCCGCGACGUGGCGCUGUACGGCGCUCGCGAGCCGGCCCUCCUGGGCCUCCUGCGUGGCCACCGGGGGGGACUCACUCACCUCGCCUUCUCGCCCGACGGCCACACGCUCUACACGGGAGGGCGCAAGGACCCUGAGCUCCUGAGCUGGGAUCUCCGAGUCCCAGGCGAGAUCCUGUGCUCCUUCCCCCGCAUCGUCUCCACCAACCAGCGCAUCUACUUCCAGCUGAGCCGGUGUGGCAGCUUGCUGGUGAGCGGUGACACGGAGGGCUGUGUGAGCGCCUGGGACGUGGUGACGUCACGUGGACUGCGGCCUCCCGCCGCCCGCCACAGCCUCCACGCCGACUGUGUCAACGGAGUCAGCCUCCACCCGUGGGAGCCGCUGCUCUUGACGUCCUCGGGCCAACGCAAGUUUCUAGAGCCGGAGAGCAGCUCGGAGGAGGAGGAGGGGGAGGGGGGGGGACAGGGGGGGCCGACCUCUGACCCCGGCGGGAGGUCGCGACCUCUCAUGAGCACGCGUCACGUGACCCGCGACAACUCUGUGCGGCUGUGGUUGUGCCGCGCCCCCGCUAGUGACCUCCCGUGACCCCCUGGUGACCUCCCGUGACCUUCCCCUAGUGACCUCCCGUGACCCCCCCCUGGUGACCUCCCGUGACCUUCCCCUAGUGACCUCCCGUGACCCCCUGGUGACCUCCUGUGACCCCCCCCCCCGUGACCCUGGAGUGACCCGUCACUGUGAAGACUAGUGACCUCUCGUGACCUCCCGUGACCCCCCUAGUGACCUCCCGUGACCUCCCCCUAGUGACCUCCCGUGACCCCCUGGUGACCUCCUGUGACCCCCCCCCCCCGUGACCCUGGAGUGACCCGUCACUGUGAAGACUAGUGACCUCC